CAUGUUUUUGGUUUAUUUUUGUGCGUAUCGCGUACGGAAAACUUGAAAUAUCUGUGUUGUUUAAACAAUCAACGAUUUAAACGCCAGCCGAGAACAAAGAGUUUGGUUAACGCGGUAAUCGCCACGCCAUGCCGGACAUCAAAAUAACACCCCUUGGAGCCGGCCAAGACGUCGGCCGCAGCUGCCUGCUCCUUUCCAUUGGCGGAAAGAAUAUAAUGCUCGAUUGUGGUAUGCAUAUGGGAUAUAAUGACGAACGGCGCUUUCCGGAUUUUUCGUACAUAGUGCCCGAAGGACCUAUUACCAGUCAUAUUGACUGCGUGAUCAUAUCGCAUUUCCACCUGGAUCAUUGUGGAGCACUGCCCUACAUGUCCGAAAUUGUUGGCUACACCGGUCCCAUUUACAUGACGCAUCCUACAAAGGCGAUUGCACCCAUCUUGUUGGAAGAUAUGAGGAAGGUAGCCGUCGAACGCAAAGGCGAGUCGAAUUUCUUUACGACACAGAUGAUCAAGGACUGUAUGAAAAAGGUUAUUCCAGUGACAUUGCACCAGAGCAUGAUGGUGGAUACAGAUCUUGAGAUAAAGGCCUACUAUGCCGGCCAUGUGCUGGGCGCAGCUAUGUUUUGGAUCAAAGUGGGUUCGCAGAGCGUCGUCUAUACGGGGGACUAUAAUAUGACGCCGGAUCGGCACCUCGGCGCAGCUUGGAUUGACAAAUGCCGACCGGACUUACUCAUAUCGGAAAGCACAUAUGCAACCACCAUUCGCGACUCGAAGCGGUGUCGGGAGCGCGACUUUCUCAAAAAGGUUCACGAGUGUGUGGCUAAAGGAGGCAAGGUACUUAUUCCUGUAUUCGCGUUGGGACGCGCUCAGGAACUGUGUAUUCUUCUAGAAACCUACUGGGAGCGCAUGAAUCUGAAGUAUCCCAUUUAUUUUGCAUUGGGCCUGACUGAAAAGGCAAACACUUACUAUAAAAUGUUCAUUACUUGGACUAAUCAAAAGAUUCGAAAAACGUUUGUGCAUCGCAAUAUGUUCGACUUCAAACAUAUAAAGCCAUUUGAUAAGGCUUAUAUUGAUAACCCAGGUGCCAUGGUUGUCUUUGCGACACCGGGCAUGCUGCAUGCCGGCCUAUCGUUGCAAAUCUUCAAGAAGUGGGCCCCCAAUGAGAACAAUAUGGUAAUCAUGCCCGGUUAUUGUGUCCAGGGCACAGUGGGCAACAAGAUUUUAAGUGGCGCCAAAAAGGUUGAAUUCGAAAAUAGACAGGUCGUUGAGGUCAAAAUGGCUGUGGAGUAUAUGAGCUUUUCGGCACAUGCCGAUGCCAAAGGUAUAAUGCAGCUUAUCCAGAACUGCGAGCCAAAGAAUGUGAUGCUCGUACAUGGCGAAGCGGAGAAGAUGAAGUUCCUUCGUGCUAAAAUUCGUGAUGAGUUUAACUUGGAUACCUAUAUGCCGGCCAAUGGCGAAACCUGUGUCAUAUCCACGCCCGUCAAAAUACCUGUUGACGCAUCUAUAUCCCUCCUAAAGGCCGAGGCGCGCUCCUACAAUGCACAACCGCCUGAUCCGAAGCGUCGGCGACUUAUUCACGGCGUACUCGUCAUGAAGGAUAAUCGCAUUAUGCUGCAGAAUCUGACCGAAGCACUCAAAGAAAUUGGUAUUAACCGUCACGUUAUGCGAUUCACAUCAAAGGUUAAAAUGGACGAUCCAGGUCCAAAGAUACGCACCAGUGAAAAGCUCAAGUCGUUGUUAGAGGAGAAGCUAGUUGGGUGGACGGUAGUGCUGCAAGACAACGGCACCAUUACCAUCGAAACCGUAGAAGUGAAUGUCGAAGAGGAUGAAAAGGACCCCAAGCAGAAGACGAUAUUGAUCACAUGGACCAAUCAGGACGAAGACAUUGGCGCCUAUAUACUCAACGUUUUGCAGAAUAUGUGCUAGUGGGAAUUGCGUUUCGCUGCUGCCUUAAUUCCAUAGUUUUUAAGCUUACUGUUUUGUUUCUGGAAAUAAAAGCUCGGUCAAAUAUAUUAAUUACGCGCCAUAAA
Molecule: messenger RNA, 2026 nt
Organism: Scaptodrosophila lebanonensis
Lineage: Eukaryota; Metazoa; Arthropoda; Insecta; Diptera; Drosophilidae
Gene: IntS11
Product: integrator complex subunit 11
Exons: 3
Coding region: 129-1922 (597 amino acids)
Biological process (GO): snRNA processing
Cellular component (GO): nucleus
Source: RefSeq, a predicted model, not a curated record